Pieris brassicae (large cabbage white) is the source of this 1380-nucleotide messenger RNA. Its product is annotated as nanos homolog 1-like. The record is from RefSeq and is a predicted model, not a curated record. Bases 116 to 1021 code for a protein of 301 amino acids. The transcript has 7 exons. NCBI's taxonomy places the organism in Eukaryota, Metazoa, Arthropoda, Insecta, Lepidoptera, Pieridae. Gene Ontology annotation, cellular component: perinuclear region of cytoplasm. Gene Ontology annotation, biological process: negative regulation of translation; oogenesis. Gene Ontology annotation, molecular function: zinc ion binding; mRNA binding.
ACAAUAUAGAUUAUGCAUAUAUAUAUUGUUUUGAUUCUAUAAAAGCUUUGUACGGUUCGGGAAUGUUCUAUUCCCUUCGAGUCACAGUAGAGAUUUCGUUAUAAGGUUUUGUGAAAUGAUGCCCAAUUACGUUGAAGAGAGAAGCAUUGUUAUGGCUACUGAAAUUAUUAAUACUUUUGCUCAGGGAUCUACUGCGCCAACGAUGAACCACACUGGGUCACAGUUUUCUCCAGAUGCAGCUCCUUUCCAAUCUCUAAACAAUUCUGGAUAUAUGAAUAAAAUGGAACCACAGAUAGCGGAUCAAGAUCCAAUUCCAUCCACUUCCUCUGGUGGUCUUAUUGGGUUUAUUAAUGAUUUUUCAAAAAUAAAUGUAAACGAGCAACCAGAAAAUCAAAUUAAAACCGACUUGGAAGACAAGAGUGGUGCCGAUUCAACCGCGGGUUUGAAUGUAAUUUCUGACGAUUCUGAUAUAUUCUCAUUUCUUAACACAGACAAUUUAGAUCUGGUUGAACAAUGUUUGUCAACAGCUAACUACUACGUAUCAAUGCUGACACGCGAUCAGCGAAAUGUCCUAAGGUCCAUUCGUCCUAAUAUUUUGUACGCAUUCCUGGUGGAGGUGGCUAAGAUAAGAAAUGAGAAACAACGACUACAACGCCAGGUAAUAGAUGAAUGUGCUUUUUGCAAGAACAAUGGUGAAAAUGAAGAGUUCUACCUGUCUCAUGUAUUGAAGGACAGCCGUGGUCGUGUGCUGUGCCCAGUCCUCCGCGCUUUCCGCUGCCCACGCUGUGGUGCCACCGGGGAUAGGGCGCACACCAUCAAAUAUUGCCAUCAAAGAUCAACUGAUGGUUUCGACCGCAAUGGAUACUUUCCACGCCGUCGUGGUCAUUCGCCGCCACCGAGUGUGACACUGGGCUUCAGCAGAAUAGCUGAAGCACGCAGAAUGGUCGGAGUGAACACUGAAGAGCCUCUGUAUUCCCCGGAAAACUCUGAUAACUGGUUUGCCAAUAAUGGCAUACAGUAAAUGAACAAUGUUUUCAAUCAUAGUAUAAUUACUUUGACAGUUUGAAGUAUUGCUAUGACAUUGACUUAGCGAUGGUCUGUUUUUACUUUACACGUAUAUGUUUAUAUAUUGAUGACUUGAACACUUGGUGUAUAUUUAGUAAUAAGUCAUGUUUUGUCUUGAUUAAUGCAAAAGGUUGGUUUUACUACGUCCAGUAGAAUUUUCAACGAUGGCAAACGGCGUAUUUCAAUCGUUCCAAAGUUGUAUGCAGGCCAUACUAUUUUCGAUGACGAGUCAUAGCCGAGUCGAGAUAAACUAGCUUUUCAUUGGGUAUUUGAAAUAAUUGUUAAUUAAAUUUUAAAAUGAAUAUAAUCUCUAUU